ACAUCAGAACAGUUUCUGGAGAUGUUCCGCAACAACCUGCUGGACGUGGGAGUUGAUUUUGUUCCCUACGGAACUCACUCGUUCAGACGCGGUGGAUGCCAGUGGUUAUCGGUUGAGCGUCGAUGGCCUUUGCGUCAAAUUUGUGAAUGGGGUGGCUGGAGUCAAGAAUUCACCCACUUGACAAUUGUCAAGUACCUUAUUUCAUGGAACGACAACCCUCAUGUUGAUCGAGACGAUUUCUUCAACAUGAAGCGUGCACCUGCGAAAGUUUGUCCCACCUGCAACCGCUCAUGUCAUUGUGCUUAG
Molecule: messenger RNA, 306 nt
Organism: Lentinula edodes (shiitake mushroom)
Lineage: Eukaryota; Fungi; Basidiomycota; Agaricomycetes; Agaricales; Omphalotaceae
Exons: 1
Biological process (GO): DNA integration; DNA recombination
Molecular function (GO): DNA binding
Source: RefSeq, a predicted model, not a curated record